Pteronotus mesoamericanus is the source of this 2178-nucleotide messenger RNA. RefSeq names its product ubiquinol-cytochrome-c reductase complex assembly factor 3. The transcript is spliced from 2 exons. Lineage: Eukaryota; Metazoa; Chordata; Mammalia; Chiroptera; Mormoopidae. Gene Ontology annotation, biological process: mitochondrial respiratory chain complex III assembly; mitochondrial electron transport, ubiquinol to cytochrome c. The record is from RefSeq and is a predicted model, not a curated record. Gene Ontology annotation, cellular component: mitochondrial inner membrane. Bases 87 to 350 code for a protein of 87 amino acids.
CCUGCGCAGGAGGCGGUGAGACCCGGUGUCGACCUUUCUACGUUGCGGGAGACUGCGGAGGUCGCCUCGGUCCGGUGCGGUCGGCUAUGGGGUCCUUGCGUAGAGCGCUCAUCGCAGUUGCAGUAGUGGGUGCGUGGGCUGGCUUGGGCUCCGCACUCUUUGUCCUCGUGACCCCGGGAAAGGAGCGAGUUCAGGCGAUGCUGAAGGAGAUGCCGGGGCAGGACCCGCGGAGCAGGGAAGAGGCGGCCGGGACCAAACAGUUAGUGCUGGCCACUCUGCAGGAGGCAGCUGCCACGCAGGAGAACGUGACCUGGAGGAAGAACUGGAUGAGCGGCGGGAAGUCAGCGUGAGCCGGGACCGAACCGGUGGGUUCUGGGCGCUCCGUUCUGGUGCUGGAGUCCGAGGCGGCCUUUGUCUUUCACGGACCUGGGGGGCAGCCCGGGUUGGGGAGCUGCCGCCGAGUGAGCACGUUCCCCCCAAGCCCUGCAGUGACUGCGCGUUCACCUUAUCGCUGGCCAGCGUCAUCGGACUUGGCGAACUGACGGAACCAGUAAAUCAUGUCCCUCCAUCCAGCGAGUGAGCGCUGUGCCGUCUGACGCCUGUAAAUGUCUAGUGUUCUGGGGGUCGGUUCUGCGGGCGGGAAUGACUGCGGCUCCUGCCUGCCCUGCUCCCCACGUGAGGCCGAAGCCCAAUAGGCACAGCGACCAUGUUUUCAAAACACAAGUCGGGUCAUGUGAUCUGUUUGAGUGUACUUUGGGGACAUUCUUGAAAUCAGAACUAUACUGGAAAAUCUUGGAGCAGCAGAGGUACCCAUUGAGGACACUUUAGGUUCCUGUCCUCCGAGGGAGGUUAGAGUGGGGCUUCUAGCACCUAACGUGCCAGACGUCUCCUGUGGCCAUAAUUUAGCAUUUGGAACCCAUUUGUUUGAAGUAGUGAAAGCGUGAUUUGAGUUAGGUCCUGAUUCAAUUCCAUCAUGUUACAAAACCUCUGAGCCUCAGUCCUGUUCUAUAAAAGGUAGUAAUUAUCUUAAGGGCUGUCCUCUCAGUAAAUAGUGGGGCUUUUCCCCCUCAAGGUUUUUACUGUAGUACUUUUACAUUUCUGAGUCCAAUCACAGGAUCUACUGGAAAUGCCACUGAAGGGAUAAGACAAAGUGAUCAGUGAGGUAAUAACCCCAUAGGCAAAUCUGUUGCUUUUGUCUAUUUUAUAUCCUUGAAAUAGGAAAAAGGCUAUUUUUCAUUAACUAAACUUAGCCAGACCACUAAAUACACUGAGGUAUAAACCCAGAUACAAGAAUUGGUUUAUACCUGUUCUCAGCUGCUGGAUGGUGAAGUUGUAUGCUGCAUACGUCAUGUAUGACCAUCACAGUUUAAUUGUGGUCCUUUCCGAGGUGAGGAAUGAGAGGUUUGAGGGAGCCCUAGGCUGCGAGUGUCAGCGGCUGUGUGACAGGCUCUGAUGAAGAUGUUGGGCAGUUCAGGGCCUGACCCCUAGAGUUGGGCUCCCCAAGCGUGUCCCGGAUCCAUAUAACCUGUGUCAGGUGGGCUAAGUCAUAUGGUUCAGUGUCCCAGUCUUUCAGAUGGGAUAGUUGUACCUAUUUGUAGCUAAUAGUGCCUUCGUAUCUCAGUUAAUGCAUAAAAAAGUCCUUUAAAAUGCAUGGGACAUACUAAGUUUUCAAUACUUUUUAGUGUAGAAAAGAUGCAGUUGUGAAGGUCACUCAUGUUCCUCAACAUUUAAGAAUGGCCACAUAAAAAAACUACCCUUUUGAUAGCUAGUAAUUACUGGGGACUGAUUUGGUUCCAGGCACUGUGCUAAAGCACCUUUUAUCUGCAUUGUGUAACUCCACAACAACCCCAGCUGACACGUACUGUCAUCUCUAUUUUACUAAAAGGAAAGUAGGCUUAGAAAAGCCAAGGCACACAACUAAUAAGGGUUUUGGGCUUACGCACUGUCUUACCCACAGGAGCGAAAGGUGCUAUCCUCUGUACUUCCCACCCCCACUACCUCUCCCCCUUCAACUUCCCAGCAAGCCAAUCAGACCUAGAGAUUAGAAACAAUUCUCUGUUAAAAAUGUUAAGAGGAGUAGUAUCUAUCCUAAAAGCAUUCCCUUUAGAUUCUUCCUCUGCGUCAGCUCGGUCCCUCCCAGCCACUGAGGAAGGAGUCCAGCAUAUAGAGAACUCAGAA